Molecule: messenger RNA, 377 nt
Organism: Drosophila suzukii
Lineage: Eukaryota; Metazoa; Arthropoda; Insecta; Diptera; Drosophilidae
Source: RefSeq, a predicted model, not a curated record
UAUUCGAAAAAAUGAAAUUUCUUGUAGUAAUACUUUGCAUUGCAUUGGGUGUCGAGGGCGCUAUUCCAAAAGAUUGGCAUCCAUAUAAGACAGCCAUUUUGGGAAUAAAUUUUCCUAUGUGCGCGAAUUGUUCAGAUAUAAAAAACUUUCGAGCCAAUGUUGGUUUCACUUGCCAUUUCGACGAUGACCUAGCAAUUGAAGAAAAUUUUCAAAAAUUGGAAAAUAAACAUCCAGAAUGCAUGCCAAAUGAGUUCACUUUAACUCCUCUCGUCAUCCGAUAACAGGUGAAGUAAACCACUAUUGCUGCUUUUGGUCGCCAAUCUUGGGAUGUUCGGCACUUAUCGGAAGACAGCACUACGAUAAAAAGCAAACUUUCU